AUGCGUCCGUCUCAUACGAUCUACAUCAGCACUGCGCGGCGAAUGGGCAACACCCGGCUUGGUUUCGCAGACCUAUCGCCCGCCGACCUGGUAUUGGUAACACGCAUAUCCCGGUCAAGGUCGGAGAAGCGUGGUCAUCAAUAUCCUCAGUCACCCAACACAUAGACCGGGAUUACCUGUCUCUCUCGGGCAUCGGCCAUUGAACUUUGGUAUAAAUCCUCGCAGCUUGAGAACAUUGAGCUAUCAGCCCAACAAGCCUCCAAAUCCACUACAGAUGUCUUACCCAACUUUCAACGCCGAUACCACUGCCCAGGAGGUCGCUACAGCUUUUGCCGAUCAGAUCAAGGGCAAGAAUGUGCUUAUCACUGGAACGUCCCUGAACGGGAUCGGCUUUGAGGCGGCGCGGGUCAUAGCCAAGUAUGCCCAUCUCGUCAUCAUCACCGGAUACAGCAAGGAGCGAUUGGAGCUUACGCGAGCUGCAUUGGAGAAGGAGAGCCCCCAGGCUGAGAUCCGGCCACUGGUUCUCGAUCUCGCAUCGCUGAAGGACGUGCGCAGGGCAGCCGCCGAGGUCAACUUCUACGCCGAGCCCAUCCACGUCCUGGUCAACAACGCUGCCGCCGCGAUUGGCGGAUUCAAGCUCACCGCGGACGGCUUCGAGAGCCAAAUCGGCACGGACCACAUCGGUCCGUUCCUCUUCACGGCCCUCAUCACGCCGAAGAUCCUUGCCGCGCGCACCGCGACGUUCACCCCGCGUGUGGUCUUCGUCUCAAGCACCGUGCACACUUACUUUCCGUUGAAUCUGGAGACGUUGGCCAAACCCGAUCCAGAGUCGUACGCCCCGAUAAAUGCGUACGCCCAAGCCAAGGUGGCGAACGUGCUCACCGCGGCCGAGAUUUCGCGGCGGUCCAAGGGGCAGAUCAACGCGUACAGUCUCCAUCCCGGAGUUAUCUUCACCAACAUCAAUCAGAAGAAGGAAGCGAUCGCAAUGGGGAAGGAGGUGGGCAUCCUCCACCCCGACGGCACGCCCAACCACGAGGCCGCGCCGUGGAAGUCGAUUCCUGCGGGUGCUGCGACGACUGUGACCGCCGCGUUUGACCCGCGCCUGGAGAGCGUUCCGGGUGCAUAUCUCGACGAUUGCGUUGUUGCGAACGAGAAGAUUGCGGCUCAUGCUGCGGAUCCUGACGUUGCUGCAAAGCUGUGGGAGAUCACGGAAGGGCUCGUCGGUGUCAAGUUCAAAUUUUGAAGAUGUCACACGUAUCUAGAUUACAUUUCGCAACGGUGUCACAUGAGUCAGCAUGAACGAUGAAGUACUAUUAUUAGUGAUUCGAUCAUC
Molecule: messenger RNA, 1333 nt
Organism: Mycena citricolor
Lineage: Eukaryota; Fungi; Basidiomycota; Agaricomycetes; Agaricales; Mycenaceae
Source: the annotation of a GenBank genome assembly